Medioppia subpectinata is the source of this 921-nucleotide messenger RNA. The record is from the annotation of a GenBank genome assembly. Lineage: Eukaryota; Metazoa; Arthropoda; Arachnida; Sarcoptiformes; Oppiidae.
UCCUAUGAAUCCUAUAAUGAACAGGAUUUCAGUCAUUUCCCAAUAAGACAUUCAAAUCACUACUCAACUCAUAAUAACAAUGAUUGCGGGCCUAUUCUUCAGAUGGACGCGUCUAAUAUAGCAAAUGCAAUGUCCAGCGCUAUAGACAUUCACGCCGAUAAUGUGAUCCAUACAAUGAUACCGUCAAACAAUGAGGAAAACAAAUAUGAAUUUGGGGUUAUGGAUGAUAUGGAACCGUAUCGCGAAUACGGCAACUCUUUUGACAAUAAUAUUUUUAUGGAUGAUAUGGAACCGUAUCGCGAAUACGGCAACUCUUUUGACAAUAAUAUUUUAAUACUUACACAGCCCUAUAAGAGUGAUAACUGUGGCAAUCAUUGGGUUGAGUAUUCAUAUAACACUCCUCAUGAGUAUUACGACGAGAAUUCAUACAAUGGAUAUAAUUAUGUGAAUUAUGAGGAAAGACAGAAUGAAUGGCCGAUUGUGCCAAAGAAUGAAUCUCAAGAGAUGAGCGACGCCUCCUCUGAAGCCAUAUAUUUAGAUAAUUUAGAAAUCAGUGACGCGAGAGAUAUACUCGAUUUGGAGACACCGAUCAAGACAUCCAAAGAGAUAAUUAUACCAAAUAAUGAAACCGUUUGGCCGUUAAAUACACACAAUAUUUCGGACAACAUUUUGGAUGAAAGCCAACAAAACGCUGACUCAACACAAAGUGAUGAAUAUAUCGUCACUUCUUUGGAUGACUUACAGCCCAUCGAUAAGGAAGACAACCAACAAAUAGCAUGCAAUUUAGACGACUGGACACACAUUCAAAAUAAUGACUCGAUUUUCAAUACAAACAUAACACAAGAAGUGGUAUUCGAGACAUCGGCUCAACCAAUGAUGAUCUCUGAAUAUCACAUGUAUUCUCAAGAAUUAGAUAAUUGU